GGGACGCAAUGGUGGCCAGAGAUCAAAAUUUGCACCUAGAGACAGAAUCUCAGGGCAACUAUGGGCACCGAUAUUAAAGUGGGAAAGCACUACAGGCGCCUUAAACUGUUUACUAUUUGCAUGUUGUACCAGGGUUACUAUUUGGAAGCAUGUACCGUGUUCGUGUCGUAUCACAUUGGCAGAUAUAAAUAAUUCGCAAGUCCCGUACCUGCUAGUUUUGUCAACCCAUCACUUUCGCUAUCAAAAUGGUUAAUUUAGUUUCAGUUGUGUGUUCUGCCUUGGUUCUAGCAGCAAACUUAGCUGGUGCUGCCGAUUUGCCCGAAAUCGAGGUUAUUGGAAACAAGUUUUUCUUUUCCAACAAUGGCUCCCAGUUCUUGAUGAGAGGUAUUGCCUACCAACAAAACACCGCAAACGAAACUGAUACGACUUUCAAAGAUCCUCUUGCUGAUGCUGAUUCUUGUAAGAGAGAUAUCAAGUACUUCACAGAUUCCAACACAAACGUGUUGAGAGUUUACGCAGUCAACACGACCUUGGAUCACGACGAGUGUAUGAAUGCUUUGGCAGAUGCUGGUAUCUACAUUAUUGCUGACUUGUCGCAACCUUCGGAAUCCAUCAACAGAGAUUCCCCCGAAUGGAACUUGGACUUGUACAAAAGAUACACCGAUGUCAUCGAUAUGUUCUCCAACUAUUCUAACGUGUUGGGUUUCUUUGCUGGUAAUGAAGUGACCAAUAACAAGUCCAACACUGAUGCUUCUGCCUUCGUUAAAGCUGCCAUUAGAGACAUGAAGAGUUACAUUUCUGAAAAGAAGUACAGAAAGAUUCCUGUUGGCUAUUCGUCAAAUGACGAUGGAGACAUUAGAGUCGCCAUUGCAGACUACUUUGCCUGUGGUGAUGAAGAUGAAAGGGCCGAUUUCUUUGGUAUCAACAAUUACGAAUGGUGUGGUGACAGCAGUUUUGAAGCAUCAGGAUAUGAAGCUGCCACCAAGCAAUACCAAAACUUGACCAUUCCUGUCUUUUUCUCUGAAUACGGAUGUAACGAGGUGACUCCAAGAAAGUUUACUGAAGUUGGAACUUUAUUCAGUGACAAGAUGACUGAUGUAUGGUCUGGUGGUAUUGUUUACAUGUACUUUCAAGAAGAAAACAAAUACGGUUUAGUUUCUGUCAAGGGUCUGUCCGUCUCUACAUUAUCAGACUUUGGUUACUAUUCUUCUGAAAUCAACAAGAUUUCCCCAUCGUACGCUAAAGCUUCCAGUGCUUCUCAAGCUGCUCACUCAACUCUUUCUUGUCCUGCUUCAGCAUCUACUUGGAAGGCUGCUUCAAGCUUGCCACCAACUCCCGACAAGGAUACUUGUGACUGUGUCGCCAGUACUUUGGAGUGUGUGGUUGCUGAUGAUGUUGCCAGUAAGAACUACGGAGACUUGUUUGGUUUUGUUUGUGACAAGAUUGACUGCUCUGAUAUCACUGCAAAUGCAGAAAACGGAACCUACGGUGGCUUUUCCUACUGUUCUGAUAAGGAUAAGUUAUCUUACAUUUUGAACUCUUACUAUAACGAGAAUGGCAAAGAAAAGUCUGCUUGUGACUUCAGUGGCUCCGCUUCUAUUAACAAGAGUGCAUCUAGUGACAAGUCCUGUUCCUCCAAGAUUUCAAAAGCUACCAGUGGCUCCUCGGGUUCUUCUGGUUCUGGUUCUAGUUCCGGCUCUGGCUCCAGCAGUUCCAGUAAGAGCACUUCGAGCUCAAAGUCCAGUAAGAGCUCAGACGGACACAUCUCCCAAAAGAGAGUAUCCAGAACAGAAUUAUUUGCAAUUGCUGGUAUUGUGACCGCAUUUGCUGGUGGUGUUUCAUUUAUCUUGUUUGAGUAAUUCAGUUAGUCAAAUAUGUAUAUGCGUUUAUUUAUUUAGUAGUCUAUUGUAGUGUACAGUGUUCUAUGGUUA
Suhomyces tanzawaensis NRRL Y-17324 is the source of this 1931-nucleotide messenger RNA. It is a transcript of the gene PHR1, whose product is annotated as Phr1p. Gene Ontology annotation, molecular function: 1,3-beta-glucanosyltransferase activity. The transcript has a single exon. The record is from RefSeq and is a predicted model, not a curated record. Gene Ontology annotation, biological process: fungal-type cell wall (1->3)-beta-D-glucan biosynthetic process. Bases 246 to 1859 code for a protein of 537 amino acids. Lineage: Eukaryota; Fungi; Ascomycota; Pichiomycetes; Serinales; Debaryomycetaceae. Gene Ontology annotation, cellular component: fungal-type cell wall; cytoplasm.